GCUGAAGAGAACUAUUUGAAUACUCAAGUUAAUCAAGCCAGAGAUAUUUUAACAAUUCUUUUAAUUUAGAAUGUCAUAGUUCUGCGAAUUUGACUUCCGUGAAAUAAGAGCUAAGAGCAAGACUUCUGUAAAGUCUUGACUUCAGGCUUCUAUUGAAGCUAUACUUAACUAUCAAAUUGUUUAAAGUUGACACUACAAACACAGCCAUGAGUGUAUUCAGUAUUUCGUGUUGGAUUUUGUUUUCAGGAAUCACGCUCUUGAGCCUAACUUCCAAGACAUCAGGUUGUAGCCCUGGAAAAUACGGUGAAUACUGUAACAAGACGUGUGAAUCUUUUUGUGUCCAAAGUUUAUGUGAUUCAAAGACCGGACACUGUCUUGCUUGUAAUCCUGGCUAUAAGGGUUCCACCUGUACACAAGCUUGCGGUAUGUCAACAUACGGCGUCAAUUGUUCUCAAACAUGUUCAGAUAAAUGUAUCAAUAAAGCUUGUUUCCAUGUCAACGGAGACUGCAAUUAUUGCAUAGCAGGUUAUCAAGGCAAACACUGUGAUACAGUCUGUAACAAAGGAACCUAUGGUCAGAACUGUACAAAGUUGUGUCCAUCCACGUGUCCGGACAAAAACUGUCAACCAACAAAUGGACAAUGUCUCUUUUGUCCCCCGGGCUACGAUGGAACAAAAUGUGAAGACUUUUGCCCUGUGAAUACUUUUGGAGAGAACUGCACUGGCCUAUGCAGCUCUCAGUGUCGUCCCUUUGAGACCAAUCAGACAACAUGUCACCACGUGACAGGGGCGUGCUUCCUGGGAUGUGAAGAGGGUUACACGGGAUACCAAUGUAACGAUGAGGUGGACACCAGCAGGUUCUUACUGAACACGGGUCUGCUGAUCAACUUACUGUUUCUGCUAUUUCUGUCCGUAUUUCUACUGGCAUUUUGGUUUACGUGGUCCAGAAAACACAGGGGAAGUAACCUUCGCAAACAAAGCACCGUGACGGACAAUAACUUAUACAACAAGAUGAGCUUCAACAGGAAAGUCUCCGAUCCUUCGUAUGCAGCUUUUCAAAUCCAAGAAACUGAAACUAACCCAGACGUGCCCAAUGUAGAUGAAGACAGACAGAGUAUCUACAUGAACACAACAGAGUCAGCGUUGCAACAUUCCAAUCCGGAAGAGGCUGCAUUGACCAAUGAGAACGCAGAAAACCAUGUUGACGAAGGCGUUUAUGCAAAUUAUAUGGUGUCAGGAAAAGAGAACUCUUAAGUUUUAACAUUGGUUUUGUUGUUGCUUGCACAUGACCGCUUGCUACUAGCAAUCGACCGGUAAAACCCGGCAUUUUGAUCCCGUUAUGUUGCUAAAUAUUAAAAACGAAUAUUUAAAAGAUAUUUUCGGGAAUUAAAAAAAAAUUACGUGUGGGCUUUAAUAAACAACUCAAGGGGCAUAAUACCUUUGUCAUCAAAAUUUGUGUUAAUCCGAUUAUCCUCCCCUUCUUUCACUUUCUGCCAUAAAGUUUUCAUCUAUUUGAUACGAACAGUGAUGGAGGUAUCUACGACCUUUCCCGAUAAAUUAAGCUAAUACUUAAAAUGAAUGGUGUAUUUUAAAAUUUGCUUUGACCUUAACCUUUAACCUCUUCGGGUUGUUCCAAUAAAUACAAAUUUAGAACUCUUUUAACUGUUUUACUUUUGU
Messenger RNA from Biomphalaria glabrata, 1676 nucleotides. Its product is annotated as multiple epidermal growth factor-like domains protein 10. The transcript has 7 exons. The record is from RefSeq and is a predicted model, not a curated record. Bases 207 to 1253 code for a protein of 348 amino acids. Gene Ontology annotation, molecular function: scavenger receptor activity. NCBI's taxonomy places the organism in Eukaryota, Metazoa, Mollusca, Gastropoda, Planorbidae.